CGAGGCUCCGGGCCGGUCCCCGCCCGCGGUCGCCCGCUCGCCCCCCGGGGCUAUGAGGCCGUAGGGCCCGCGGGCUGCAGCAGCCUCCUGCCGCCAGCAUGUUCGGCCGCUCCCGCAGCUGGGUGGGCGGCGGGCACGGGAAGGCCGCCCGCAGCAUCCACUCCUUGGACCACCUCAAGUACAUGUAUCAUAUUUUGAGUAAAAAUACGAUCGUAACAGAUCACAACCGCAACCUGCUGGUGGAGACCAUUCGUUCCAUAACGGAGAUCCUGAUCUGGGGGGAUCAGAAUGACAGCUCAGUGUUUGACUUUUUCUUGGAGAAGAAUAUGUUUGAGUUCUUCCUGAACAUCCUGCGGCAGAAGUCAGGUCGUUAUGUGUGUGUGCAGCUGCUGCAGACUCUGAACAUCCUUUUUGAGAACAUCAGCCAUGAAACAUCCCUGUACUACCUGCUCUCUAAUAACCAUGUGAAUUCUAUUAUUGUCCACAAAUUUGACUUUUCUGAUGAGGAGAUCAUGGCAUAUUACAUAUCAUUUUUGAAAACUCUUUCCCUGAAACUCAAUAAUCAUACUGUACAUUUCUUUUAUAAUGAGCACACUAACGACUUUGCUUUGUACACUGAAGCUAUUAAAUUUUUUAACCACCCCGAAAGCAUGGUCAGGAUUGCUGUUAGGACUAUAACUUUAAAUGUCUACAAAGUGGACAACCAGCCUAUGCUGCAUUACAUUCGAGAUAAAACUGCAGUUCCUUAUUUCUCCAACCUCGUCUGGUUUAUUGGCAGCCACGUGAUAGAACUGGAUAACUGUGUGCAGACUGAUGAAGAGCACAGAAAUAGGGGCAAACUGAGUGACCUGGUAGCAGAACAUCUUGAUCAUUUGCAUUACCUUAAUGAUAUCCUUAUCAUUAACUGUGAAUUUUUAAAUGAUGUGCUGACAGACCACCUACUUAAUAGGCUCUUUCUUCCCCUCUACGUGUAUUCAUUAGUAAAUCAAGACAAGGGUGGAGAGCGUCCAAAAAUAAGUCUCCAGGUUUCUCUCUAUCUUCUUUCUCAAGUUUUUCUGAUUAUACAUUAUGCUCCUUUGGUGAACUCUUUGGCUGAGGUUAUACUCAAUGGGGACCUCUCAGUGUUUUCUUCUAAGAUUGAGCAAGAUAUACAGAAAAACUCAGCAAAGUCAAGUAUCAGAUGUUUCAUAAAACCCACAGAAUCACUUGAGAGGUCUCUUGAAAUUAACAAACAGAAAGGGAAGAAGAGGAUGCAGAAGAGACCCAACUAUAAAAAUGUUGGUGAAGAAGAUGAAGAGGAGAGAGGAUCUGAGGACAACCAAGAUGACCUUGAUAAAAGUAAAGGUACAGAAGCAAGUUCAAAGGGUGUAAGAACAAGCACUGAAAAUGAAGAAAUAGAGAUGGUAAUCAUGGAGAGGUGUAAGCUGUCAGAGCUGUCUAUCUCUGCUGUGACAGAACAGAAUACAACCGAUGAAGAAAAGAGUGCAGCUGCUUCUGGGAGUGAGAUGACAAACUGGAACAGGCCUUUUCUUGAUAUGGUCUAUAAUGCACUGGACUGUCCUGAAGACGAUUACUAUGCGCUCUUUGUGCUCUGUCUUUUAUAUGCAAUGUCCCACAACAAAGGACUUGACUCAGUCAAGCUGGAGAGAAUUCAACUUCCAGCUCAACAUGCUGAAGAGAGAAAUUCAUACAAUCAUGUCCUUGCAGAAGGGCUUAUCAGGAUAAUGAAUUAUGCUGCACAACCAGAUGGAAAAAUUCGUUUGGCAACUUUAGAACUUGGCUGCCUAUUGCUGAAGCAGCUUGUCUUUUCCAAAAAUGGCAGGAUCAUAAAAAGUGUUCACCUUGAUUGUCUUGAGGGUGCAAGGGAGGAGAGUGUUCAUCUCCUUCGUCGCUUCUAUAAGGGAGAAGAAAUCUUUCUGGAUAUGUUUGAAGAUGAAUACCGGAGUAUGACAAUGAAACCUAUGAAUGUAGAAUACUUGAUGAUGGAUGCCUCAAUCUUGCUACCCCCAACGGGGACACCUCUGACCGGGAUUGAUUUUGUGAAAAGGUUGCCUUGUGGAGAUGUGGAAAGAACACGAAGAGCAAUCAGAGUUUUCUUUAUGCUCCGUUCACUGUCACUGCACUUGCAAGGUGAGCUGGAAACUCAGUUACCACUCACGAGGGAGGGAGAUCUGAUAAAGGCAGAUGAUGUUCUGGAUUUGAAUAACAGUGAUCUGAUUGCUUGCACAGUCGUAACAAAGGACGGGGGUCAAGUUCAAAGAUUCCUGGCUGUUGAUAUUUAUCAGAUGAGUUUGGUUGAACCAGAUGUUGCCAGACUCGGAUGGGGAGUAGUUAAGUUUGCAGGCCUCCUGCAGGAUAUGCAGGUGACUGGAGUAGAGGAUGACAGCAGAGCCCUGAACAUAAUCAUUCACAAGCCUGCCUCCAGCCCUCACUCGAAGCCCUUCCCCAUCCUCCAGGCCACGUUUAUUUUUGCGGAUCACAUUCGCUGCAUCAUCGCCAAGCAGCGCCUGGCCAAAGGGCGGAUCCAGGCUCGGCGCACCAAAAUGCAGAGAAUAGCAGCUCUCCUGGAUCUUCCUGUUCAGCCUUCAACUGAAGUUAUGGGUUUUGGACACAGCUCUGGAGCUGCAGCCCAGCACCUCCCAUUUAGAUUCUAUGACCAGUCCCGGCGUGGGAGCAGUGACCCGACAGUGCAGCGCUCUGUCUUUGCAUCUGUUGACAAAGUCCCAGGCUUUGCUGUAGCCCAGUGCAUAAAUCAGCACAAUCCAUCCCCACUCUCGUCACCAUCCCCUUCCAGUGGCAGUGGCAGUACAGGGCGCUGUGAUUCAGUGACUGCAAGCUCGACAUCCACUCCUUCUGCUGCUCAGAGCCCAGCAGGUCUGGCAGGAAAGGACGCCGGCGGGUGUUUAGUCUGUCGGAGGCUGACAGUCACGGUGGACACUGGGUUUAGGCCUUCCAGCAGCAGCUGCAGCAGAAACUCCCGCAAUACCCACUCAGAUGAUGCUUCAGCUCCAGAGCAGCCUCUGACAGCCAGUUCCAGUCAGACGAUGUUGACUGAUGAAACUCUUUCAGCUGUUUCAAAGUCCAGCAGAAAUGCUGUAAAAGCCAGUGACAUAGAAACAGCCAACCUGUCUCCCAGCCUGAUUCCUGCACAGCAGCCCACGAUAUCCUUACUCACAGAUGACAACACGGACACGCUGAGCGUGGAGUCGCUCACACUGGUGCCACCAGUUGAUCCACAGAGCAUUCGAACAUUCAGCUGCAUCCCUCAGGCCUCUCUGCAGUCUGAAAUUGAGGUUGACAAGGUGAAAGAGGUAGAGGAAGAAUGUUCUGACUAAAGCCACCGUGCAGACUGUAAUAAACAGUGAAGGAAAUGCAACCAAAUUGUGAUUUUUUUCCUCUGGGAGUGCAGAUACUUCUGGAGGCCUGAGAGGCCUCAGGUCCACAUGAAGGGACCAAGUGGUGGCAGAGAAAGUCAGCAGUUUUUAGAGCCAACAUUGGAUACUCAGCAUAUCUGAACUGGAGAAGAGAGAAAACCCCAAACUUUUGAAUCUGGAUUGGUUCUUUCCUACCAGUUUCUCUUAUACAAGAACAUGGACAUAUUUCAGAGGACCUACUGUCUUUCUAAUAGGAACUAAUUAACUGUGAAAGGUCUACAGUAUUAUGGCCAAGUGAAGAGACUUUUGGAUACCCAGCUUCAUGGUAGUGCAUUAUUUCAUCUCUGAAACAGGAGAUAUGCCAUUGACCAGAAAAAUAUUGUAUAUUUAGGACAGAGUCAAAUUGCUACACAUCUGAGGAAUGGUGAUAUCUCUGCAACUGAAGGACAACUUCAAGAAGCAGACAGAAGCAGUUUUACUUUAAAGAGGUUUUCAAAUUUUUCAUACUCAUGUAGGAAGAAAGUCACCAUAUCUUACUGAUAAUUCCUUUGCAAGUCUGAUCUUGAAAGGUAUUGUGUAUUUUUUUUUUCCUGUCUGGGAUAGUAUCCUAGUUAAACAACAUUGCUACAUAAAAGUGUUAACAUUACUUCCUAGAUCCUGACACCAAGUUGACAGAAAAGGGAAAGAUGUUUCUUAAAGUUUGGAAUGUUCUUUGCUGAUUUGAUACAUAAUUUAACAUGAAAGGAAUUUAAGAUUUUUCGUCAGUUUCCAAGUAAGUUAAUUUAAAUUAAUAGUAAAAUGAGUAGCUUGUCAUUGCUGGUCUAUUCUUAACACUGAGUUGGCAAUUCCUCAAAGGAGGACUUUUACUUGGUCCUCCUUUUUGAGGACUGUUUACUUGGUAGUGAUUUCAGUCACACUGCAAUCUGUGUCCUCAUUCUGUCUCUGCUGGCAUUGAGUUCUUACUAAAUGGGUGAAUCUGCAAAGUUUUUACCCACUUCCCAGUUGCUUAUUGUACCUCUUCCUGGCUGUCAGGAAGGGAAUACUUGAAGUGAUUUUUCAGUGAUACCUGUAUGUGUGUGUAUAUAUAUAUAUACACAUGUGUAUAUAUAUAUGUGUGUGUGUAUAUAUAUAUAUAUAUAUAUGAGAUUGACUAAUUCACAGGUACCACUUUUCUCACUUCUUCUGUCUUCUCUUUCACAUAAUAGUUGAAUCUUUGCCAACUGGAUAUAUGAGGUGUCUGCUACUGAAUGCCAGGCAUUUUUUCCCCCUGUUAACUUUUCCAUGCAGUUUUGAUUUCUAAUUUUCUGUGAUUUCUACUUUAUCUCAAAUUGAAUUAACUGAUACUCUGACCAUUCCAGAGUGGCCCAAACUCUAAAUGAACUCAGAGUUGGGUGUCCUCAGCACUGCAGUGGAUUUUAUGUGAAAAUCUGGCAUUACUGGAAUAAGAGCCUACUUUUUGGGUUUUUUGGUCUCAUGCUGAAGAUGAAUUUGCAGUCAUGCAGUCACUGUUGCAGCUAAUAUGCAUGUACCUGAACAAGCCUAGACACAUCAGUAGCAAUCUGUGCACAAGAACCACAUGAAUUUUUAUUAGCUGAAGUGAUUGCAGUCUAGACUUUCUCUAAAAUGGUGCAGCAUUACACUGUAGUCUCAGUAAUAUUCUGAAGACCAUUAUAAAAAAUGCCUCACUUAAUUAGAAAGCAUUUUAUGUUAGUUAUUAACCUUAAAUUCUUGACCUGGAUUACACAAAAUACCACUGUGCAGGCUGAGUUCCCUUCAAUAGAAUUCAUUUUAGACUGGAAAACCUUAAUCUUAAUUUAUCUCAUUUCAAAUUCAGUUCUAGCAAGAUUAGACCCAUGCACAAGGAGUCUCUUCAAUGCAUAUGCAUAUGAAUAAUCUCACCCCUGAGCUUUACUGCACAAGAAAUGGGGCAAGGGAAAGGAAGGUGACUUUGUGCUUUUCAUUACCUUUGAGUGGCUUUUAAAUCUCUUGAUCACUUAUUUAGUGAGAGCUUCACAGGAAAUGACUUAGAUACUGUUAUUAGGAAAAUAGAAUAAUAGGUUGGCUGUUAAUUUGUGAUGACUUCAAGCAAUCCAGGAAUUCAGUAAUUGCCCUGGAACUGUGUCAUUUCACUAGUAGUAAAAUAAACCUUAUGCUUGAAGACGUAGGUAAGCUAUCAGACAAGCAGGUCAAACUGAGUGUGUAAGGAUGAAGCCACUUCCUAAGAGUAAACAUGUCACUGCUGUGUUGCUGUCACUCUGGGGUAAUCAGUCACUCCCCUGCAGGGGACAGGGAGACCUAGAGUAGCCUCAGGAGCAGUGGCACUGACCACCUGGGAGUAGCAGUCACAAAACCUCCACCAAGCUAAACAUUCUGCUCUUGUCUCCACUAACCAGCUGAAGUUAAACCUGCUUUUAAAAGAGCAUUGCCCAGGCAGGCAGCUGCUGACUGGGAAAAUAAAUGGUUUGUCUUCUGAAUCAGAGAUCUGCAGAGGCAUCAGCUGGGGGCAGGGAGAUUGGGGCCUUUUCCUUCCAAGGUAAUUAGUCUCCUUCUUUCAGACAGCCUAAUGUAGCCAUCUAAAUAUAUAUUGAAAAUUCUCUUCUUAACUGCUGCUGUCCUUCUUGAAAGAGUUUUUUGGUGUGUCCCUGAUUCACCACCACUGCCCUACCUUGGGAUAUCACUCACCUGGGCACUGCUCUUCUAUUAUCUAGCAAUCUUUAGAGAAGUUCUCCUGUGCUUGCCUGCUGUGUUUCUCUUGACCUUUCCCAACAUUUGCAGCAUGAAUUAGAAACAAAUAGAAUAACUCUUCCCAUCUCCUAUUGGAUUCUGAAAAGCAGAGGGUGAUCCAAGCAGGGCUUACUGGGGUGGGAUGUUUUUAAGGGUUGGGAGGGGAGUAGUUCUUGGGGGUUUUUCUGCUGCUCAGUACUUGAGCAGCAACAAAGACGUAUGAGAUGCAGUUCUUGACUGAGUCUCAAACAGAGGGUUCUUUCAUAUGGAAACAUAUUUUUAUAUUGCAUUUGUACAGAAUUUUCCCUAUUUUGAUCUCCCAGCAUUUUUAGAUUUGCACGUUGCUCAGAUUUAAUUUCUUUUGCAAGGUAUUAUAAAAUAUAUAUUUUGUGUUUGUUAAUGUAUUAUAAAUGUAAAGCUAAAUUUUGGCUGUCUAAUAAAUGUGCACUGUGGUGGUAUCUGGUUUAUUGUUUUGUUAACUUGAAUUUAUCGGUUCUUAAUAUGAAAAGGAAAAACUUGUAAUUGUUGGGGCUGUCUUGUUAGCAUAAUUAAACGUGUGGAGUGCAUUUAUUUUAAAAGUAACUAAAAAUGGCUUAAGCAGGUAAUAAUUAAGAAUACUUGAUAACAAAAGUUAAGGUCCAGACUAGUUCACAGGAUUCUUUUAAGAUCAUAAUGAUUAAUGAGAUUUUUGUCUUGUUUCCCAUUACUGUUGGUUAUGUAUACUCAUACUCAAGUGAGUUUAAGACACAUAGUAAUUGAAAUCUGAUAGCAUGUAUGAGAAGAUCUGAGGGUUAGUGUUUGGUUGUAUUUAAGGACUAACUGUGGCAGAAGUAUUUACAAUGAACAUGAAGAUAAUUUUUUUAAAGAUUGAGAAUAGAUUCAAGUGUGCAAAUUUAUAGACUAUUACAAUGUCUAGGAGCUUUGUUUUGCCCAGAGACAGCACUAACUAUACAUUUUCACAACUUCAGGAAACCCUCUUGGAAGCAUUACAAACUUUAGAAGAUAAUUUUAGGCAUCUCCACUUGUAAAUAGCUGUGUUGAUAUUUUUGUUGCAAACCUUUUCCUUCAUUUUUAGCUGCUUUGUAAGUUUGAUUGUUUUCAGUGCAAAGAGGUGGAAAUGUAUUUUUCUAGAAGAAUGAAUGUAUCUGGGAUUUAAGCACUACAAAAAAGCAUUUAAUGAACAUGGACUGUCUUCCUAUGAAAUAUAUUUCAGUAAAGUUGUCUGAAAUGUAGUUCAUUUGAGAAAAAAAGUCCUGAACAUGCACUUACAUUUACAUGGAAAAAAGCCCAAACAUGGUGUGAAUUAAAUUCUGAAAUGUCUUUCUACAGGCAAUAAGUAUUAAUUAUUUAAUGUAAGUUAUGUUAGACAUUUGGAAUAAAUGUGCUCUCUUAUGUUAAUUUAAAGAACAAUGUAACUAAGCAUCUGGGAAGGGAGUGGAAUUAGAAGAGAUUGGUAUAUGUUUCUGAAACCCAGACUUCUCAGUCUGUAUUUGCUGGCAUUGAGAAUUUGUUGUGGCUAUUGAAAACCUGGACAAGAACAAGGAAUAGACCUUUCUUUGUAAAUGGAACUUGGCAAUAAAAAUGGUGUUACUAAGAAAA
Onychostruthus taczanowskii (white-rumped snowfinch) is the source of this 7697-nucleotide messenger RNA. RefSeq names its product C-type lectin domain containing 16A (gene CLEC16A). The record is from RefSeq and is a predicted model, not a curated record. The transcript has 25 exons. Gene Ontology annotation, cellular component: endolysosome membrane; late endosome. Gene Ontology annotation, biological process: endosome to lysosome transport; regulation of autophagosome maturation; endosomal transport. The coding region runs from base 99 to 3335 and encodes 1078 amino acids. Lineage: Eukaryota; Metazoa; Chordata; Aves; Passeriformes; Passeridae.